GCAAGAAACAUCUCUAACGCAGUGUCCUCAUGGAAGAUUUGGAGAAAAUGGCUGUGAACGCAAUAAGGGUGUGGUUGUUGUCUGUUCAGAGACCCUGCAGCAGCCCAACAUCUCCCUGACAUCUCUUGAUGGAGUACAGGUCUGGGGUCCUAAUGCAGAUGCAGAGGUCACCAAGGGCCAUAGCUUUGUCUUUACCUGCUUCAUUAACUCAAGCCUCAAUCCAAGCCAUUUCAGUCUGAUCUUCUCCAACAUCUCACACAUCAAGCCAGCUGUCAACAACUCAGCUUCCUUUAGUUUCCCUGUAGCUGAGUAUAAACACCAGGGCAACUAUAGCUGUGUGUAUCACAUAACUCUGGAAUCACAGAACUUAACUUCUACGGAGUCAGCACCGAUUCAUGUCGUCAUCACAUUUCCUUGGCUGCUGCUGGUUUAUUUAGUAGUUCCUGCUGCGAUCCUGCUGCUACUGCUGGUCUUGAUGGUGGUGUGUCUGGUAAUCAGGAGACGACGAGCAAAACAACAUGAAGGCCAUGUCCAGAUGCAAAUUACUGUCCCAAACCGUUAUGAGGAGGAGGAGGAGGAGGAAGAGGAGAGGGACUAUGUGAAUGUUCAACCAGUGGACAGAAAAGAGACAAACGAAACACAAGAAGUGGAUGAAGACAAAACUGAUGAUCAUGAUUAUGAGAACAUGGAGAAUGAAGAUAAUUACAUAGGAUGCACACUGCUGUCUGUGAGUAUAGAGGACAGAGCAGAGGAAGACACAGACGAAACCAGUGAUGAUGAUAAUUAUGAGAACAUGAAGGGUGAAGAUAAUUACAAAAGAAGCACACCGCUGUCAGUGAGUAUAAAGGACAGAGCAGAGGAAGACACAGAUGAAACCAGUGAUGGUGAUAAUUAUGAGAACAUGAAGGAUGAAGAUAAUUACAAAGGAUGCACACAACUGUCUGUGAGUAUAGAGGACAGAGCAGAGGAAGACACAGACAAACCCAGUGAUGAUGAUGAUGAUGAUAAUAAUGAAAAUGACUAUGAAAAUGUAACGGAGGAAUAUGCCGAACAAACUGUAGACAUUUAUGGAGAGCAGCAGAAAUUUUAUCAAAUCUUUUAGGUUUCCAAUGAUUAGUAUCAACUUGGGGAGCCAACAUAUGAGAACUACACAAGAAGAAUACACACAUCAACACUUUGAAGUCCUUUGAUC
Pelmatolapia mariae (spotted tilapia) is the source of this 1192-nucleotide messenger RNA. RefSeq names its product glutamic acid-rich protein-like. NCBI's taxonomy places the organism in Eukaryota, Metazoa, Chordata, Actinopteri, Cichliformes, Cichlidae. The record is from RefSeq and is a predicted model, not a curated record. Bases 476 to 1102 code for a protein of 208 amino acids. The transcript is spliced from 4 exons.